Canis lupus familiaris (dog) is the source of this 1366-nucleotide messenger RNA. RefSeq names its product G protein-coupled receptor 141 (gene GPR141). Bases 315 to 1220 code for a protein of 301 amino acids. Gene Ontology annotation, cellular component: membrane. Gene Ontology annotation, biological process: G protein-coupled receptor signaling pathway. The record is from RefSeq and is a predicted model, not a curated record. Lineage: Eukaryota; Metazoa; Chordata; Mammalia; Carnivora; Canidae. Gene Ontology annotation, molecular function: oxysterol binding; G protein-coupled receptor activity. The transcript has 4 exons.
UUUUGCUUUAGUGAACUGGCCAGGCCUCUGGCGUGCUUGCAGACCAUGGAAGUGUCCAGUGGGCUUACUAUUAGAAAAGAAUCCUAUACAGAACUCAAAUAGGUGGCCCAUCUCUUCACCUCCCUGAGAAGUCUGGCUUUUUCAGCCAGGAGACUCCUUUCAAACUUCAAAAUAGGAUAGCAAAGGAUGAGGACUGUGAGAGACGGCAAACACAAACAAAAGAGGUAUUUCGCUGGCCCUGGUGACACAAUGGCGAAUCACACAUCAUUUAUGAAUCCUUCAUUUCUGGGACAAGGAUGGGUGACUUCUGAAGUAUGGCUGGCCACAACACUUCUUCCUGCAGUCCUAUACUGACACCCCAUUUAACCACGCUCUACUUCAUAGUACUCAUUGGUGGGCUGGUGGGCAUCAUCUCCAUUUUGUUCCUGCUGGUGAAAAUGAACACCCGAUCUGUAACUACCACAGUGGUUGUUAACCUGGUAGUGGUCCACAGUGUUUUUCUGCUGACAGUGCCUUUUCGCUUGACGUAUCUCAUCAAGCACACCUGGAUGUUUGGGUUGCCCUUCUGCAAAUUUGUGAGUGCCAUGCUACACAUCCACAUGUACCUUACAUUCCUAUUCUACAUGGUGAUCCUGGUCAUUAGGUACCUCAUCUUCUUCAAGUACAAAGACAAAGUGGAAUUCUACAGAAAACUGCAUGCUGUGGCUGCCAGUACUGGCAUGUGGCUGCUGGUGAUUGUCAUUGUGGUACCUGUGGUUGUUUCUCAGUAUGGAACUUACGAGGUGUAUGAUGAGCAACAUUGUUUUAAAUUCCACAAAGAACUUGAUCGAGCAUAUGUGCAAGUCAUCAACUAUAUGAUAGUCACUACUGUCAUAGCCAUUGCGGUGAUUCUCUUGGUCUUCCAGAUCUUCAUCAUUAUGUCAAUGAUGCGGAAGCUACGCCACUCCUUUCUAUCCCACCAGGAGUUCUGGGCCCAGCUUAAAAACCUAUUUUUUAUAGGAGUCAUCCUUGUUUGCUUCCUUCCCUAUCAGUUUUUUAGGAUCUAUUACUUGUACACAGUGGCAAAUUCAAGUGACUGUAACAAUACUGUUGCAUUUUAUAAUGAAAUCUUCUUGAGUGUAACAGCAAUUAGUUGCUUUGAUUUGUUGCUCUUUGUUCUUGGAGGAAGCCAUUGUAAGCAGAAGAUAAGUGACCUAUGGAAUUGCCUCUUGUGCCGUUAGUUAUAAACUACAGUAUUCAGAAUUACUUUAUUUUGGGAGUAAAAAUGGGCACAGAGAAGUAAGUAGGAAGGUGUAUUUCCUUACUUGAUUAAAAACCAUGCCUUAAUAUGGCCAAACAAGAAGACAAUAAAAUGCCAGAGCAUUCA